AUGCUGUUUUAUCCAUGCCUAUUGAUUAAAUCUAUUUAUGACUACACAAACGAUGAUACACUCGUUAUUACAGAAGGUAUGGAUCAGACCAAUUCAUAUCAAUAUGCAAAUAUUAGCAAUUUCUCAUCGAUCAUUUUUCCAAACUCAUUAGUUACAAUCAAUGAAGGAUCUUUUUAUAACUGCACAAGUUUGCAAACUCUUGAAUUACCUCCAAAUAUAAAAAUUAUUAAAGAAUAUUCAUUUUCAGAUUGCAUCAAUCUAAAAACAGUAGCAUUUCAUUCAGACAUAACAACAAUUUCUAGCUUUGUAUUCGCAAAUUGUACUUCUCUUGAAUUAAUUCAAUUUCCAUCUUCGUUGGAAGAAAUUAAAGAAAAUACUUUUUACAAUUGCAUUAAUCUUGGUAAAAUAUCAUUUCCAGAUAAUUUAACAAAUAUUUGGCCUAGGGCAUUUUAUAAUUGCAUAAAAUUAACUUUUGAUUCUUUGCCAUCAACAUUGAUAUACAUUGAUGCAUAUGCAUUUUAUCAUUGUCAAUCAAUAUGUAGUAUUGAUUUUCCAAUAUCUACUAACUUUAUUGGUGAUUCAUCUUUUUCACAUUGUUCUCAAUUGGAGAAAGUAAGAUUUUUAAAUUCUUCAACUAGAUUAAAUAGCCAGGCAUUCUCACAUUGCGAAAAAUUGUCUGAUAUUCAACUUCCAUCAGAACUUCAAUUUAUUGAUAUGGAACUUUUUUCAUUUUGUACUCAAUUGACAUCAAUUAUCUUACCUGAUUCUGUUAACAACAUAGGCUAUAAAGCCUUUGAAGAAUGCAUCAAUUUAAAGAGUGUGAAGUUUUCUUUAAAUCUUGCAGAUAUACGCCAUUUAGCUUUUAUAAAUUGUUAUUCAUUAAUUAGCAUAGAACUACCAGAAUAUCUCGAGUUUGUUGGAAUUUUCGCUUUUUCAAAUUGCACCAGUGUUAAAAAUAUUACUUUUCUGGGUCGAUCAACAAUUAUUGAAGAUUCUUGCUUCAAUGGGAUGACAUCGUUAGAGAAGAUUAUUCUUCCAAGUAAAAUGGUAACUAUUUCCGCUAAGCUAUUUUAUAAUUGCAUAAAUUUGAUUGAUAUUCAUAUACCAAAUAAUGUUACAAUGAUUCAAAGAGAAGCUUUUAGUGGUUGUCAGGGUCUUAUCAAGAUAGAAAUUCCAGAUUCUGUUAUAAAAAUUGAAUCAUUUACUUUUUAUAAUUGUUUUGAACUUCGAAAUAUAUCAUUAUCAACAUCUAUCACUGAAAUUUCUAAUGGUUGUUUUUGCAGUUGUCACUCUCUCGAAACAAUCAUCAUAAAUUCAAAUAAAUUCAUCUCAAUUGGUGUAUCUUCUUUCCAGAGUUGUUAUUCAUUGAAAUCAAUAGUAUUCCCUGUUUCAUUGCAAACCAUCAAAAAACUUGCAUUUUCGAAUUGUUCUAAUUUGACUGAAUUGAAUUUCCCAAAUUCACUAAGUGAGAUACAUGAAAAUUCUUUCUUUAAUUGUAUAUCAUUAAUUCGUAUAAAUAUACCAAAAGGUCUUAGUUUGUUAGGAGUCAAUUCAUUCUCUAAUUGCACAGCUCUGAAAGAAAUUAUUAUCGAAUCAAACUGUUCUAUUGAUCAAAGUGUUUUCGAAAAUAGUAAUAUGAUUGAGCAUUUAAUUAUUUAUCAUCCAAAUGAAUAUAUAUUUAAACAACAAAUCCUAUUAUCUUCAGUCAAAUCUAUCACAUUUAAUCUAUCAAUUGAAGAAUAUCCAUCACUCGUCAAAUAUGAAAAUCUCAAAUAUAUUUACAUCUAUACUCAAAGACAUAAAGCAAUAAUUAAAGAAUACUUUACACCACCAAAGAAAGUUAGUGUUAAUAUUAUCGGAAAUAUGAAUAAAAUUGAUGAAAAAUCAUUUGUAAAUAGUCACAUAGACAGCUUUUUAUACUGUGGCAAUCAAACAUUAGAAGGCAAUUUCCUUGUAAAUGCAAAAUCAUAUAAUAAUAUUACUGUAUAUAAGUACUAUCCUAAAAAUUCAAUUGGAGGAGUUAAAGUUAAAAAGACAAAUAGCUGUCCUAAUUUUCAUGAGAUUGAAAGACAUAUACUAUCCAAACUUCAUAUUAUUCUAAUUGUCACUUCUUGUAUUUUUGUUGUUAUUGCUCUUAUAAUUGUAUUCGCUAAAAUCCAAUGUGCUCAUAAGUUAAAUAAGAAACUUGAAGGAAAAAUGCUAAUGCAAAGACUUGUCGUUGAAGAUUUUGGAUAG
This is a messenger RNA of Trichomonas vaginalis G3, 2235 nucleotides long. Its product is annotated as MyD88-dependent toll-like receptor signaling pathway. NCBI's taxonomy places the organism in Eukaryota, Parabasalia, Trichomonadida, Trichomonadidae. Bases 1 to 2235 code for a protein of 744 amino acids. The record is from RefSeq and is a predicted model, not a curated record. The transcript has a single exon.